Messenger RNA from Talaromyces proteolyticus, 922 nucleotides. RefSeq names its product putative autophagy protein Apg16. Bases 155 to 760 code for a protein of 201 amino acids. Lineage: Eukaryota; Fungi; Ascomycota; Eurotiomycetes; Eurotiales; Trichocomaceae. The record is from RefSeq and is a predicted model, not a curated record. The transcript is spliced from 3 exons.
UGGUAAAUUGCGUAACUUGUCAGUUAUCGCCAGGCUUCAACAACAGUCAUUCUUCGCGGUCAUUUCUCUACGGCAUGUACUUUGGUUGAUUUUGGCCCGAGACACUCGUGUCUCUAUCGGUUGAGUGGUUGCUCUGCUGGUCCUUUCGUCCAUCAUGGCCAACUGGCGAGACGAAUAUCAUGCUGCAUUAUUAGUUCGUGACGAACGAGAGCAAGCAAACAGCAGCCUGUACGAUGCUUACACGCGACUGGCCGAUCGAACAGCAGCAGUUUUGGCUUCUACGGCCAGCAGGCAACAACCUGAAUCGUCAGAAACAGACACCCAUGUUCGACGAGGGAGCACUGCUGUAGCCUCUCUUCAAGAUGCCAGCAAAAAUCCUCAGAGUCUUCUUGUGACGGUCAGGGAGGACUUAGCUGCUGCUCAGCGAUCGCGCUCCGAACUUCACGAUCGGUUAACCCGUACAACCGCGGAGUUGGAUAAGCUCAAAUCGAGAUCGCAACAAGAUACUCGACGCAUUGCCUCUCUGGAAGGAGAGCGGACUCAUCUGACCCUCAGACUCAAAGAUCGGGACGAGGAGUUGAGGGGGAAGGCGAAGCUGUUGGAUGAUGUUCAAGAUGAAUUGGCUUCCUUGAAUCUACAACUUAACAUGGCAGAAGACCGGUCAAAUAAACUACAACGCGAGAAUAAAGAACUUGUCGAUCGGUGGAUGGCUCGUAUGGGCCAAGAAGCAGACGCCAUGAACGAGGCAUCCAAAUUCUAAAAGGCUGGUGCAGGUUUGAAUUCUUAAACUUGGUGGAUGCCAGACCAUGGCUUAGCCCGAUCUCAGAUUUAUACACCACUACGAAUCUCAUGAACAAUGACACAAUACGUUCAAUUCCAGUGUAAACACACAAAACAACAUUGAAUCAGGUGUAAUAAACAU